UAGAAGACAAGUGCAGAAUGUUUUACAAAAAUUCCUUUCAAAGUAUGUUCGACACUUAGUCUUUGUGUCGGAAAUUAUUUUCAUUUGGUUGGGUUGACCUAUUCUGACAUCCAACCUUGACGGUUAUUUGAAAUUUCGGGGAAUGAGUCUUUGGGUUGACAAAUAUACUCCUACUUCAUUGGGGAAGUUGGAUUACCACAAAAGACAAGCCAAAAAUUUGAAAAAAUUAGUUGAUAGCAACAACUUUCCUCACUUGCUAGUGUAUGGACCUUCUGGUGCAGGGAAGCGAACUAGAAUCAUGUGUAUUCUUCGUGAGCUGUAUGGAUCAGGCGUUGAUCGACUAAGAAUGGAACACCAUACCUUCACAAAUCCUUCAAACAAGAAAGUCAGCUUAUCCACAGUUUCGAGUAACUUUCAUUUGGAAGUAAAUCCUAGCGAUGUUGGAAUUUACGACCGAAUCGUCAUUCAAGAGUUAAUCAAAAGUAUGGCAUCAACAGCUCAGCUUGACAGUGGGCAACAGAAAGAUUUCAAAGUAGUAGUUCUGCACGAAGCGGACCAUUUAACACGUGACGCACAACAUGCUUUGCGUAGAACUAUGGAAAAGUACAUAUCCACUUGCCGUCUAAUAUUGUCAGCGGAAUCUACCAGUAAGAUCAUUUCUGCUACUCGUUCAAGAUGUCUACCAAUAAGAGUUUCUGCCCCAUCUAUCGAUGAAAUUGUUGAAAUCUUGAAAAAUACCGCUCGCCGAGAAGGCCAUUCAAUGCCGGUUGAACUAGCUAAGCGUAUCGCGUUAGCAUCCGAACGGAACCUACGUAGAGCUCUUUUGUAUGCUGAGGUAGCUAGGUGGCAGCAUUGCCCCAUGCUUCCAGACCAAAGUGUGCAGUUACCUGACUGGCAAGUUUUUCUUACUGAGACAGCAUCAGCUAUUUUGGCGGAACAAAGUCCGAAGAAGUAAGUGCUGUAUGUAUAUACAUAGGCCUUAUUCAAAUGAAGUUUGUGUCGCUGUCGGUUGCUGGCAAUACACGGCUACAUUAUAAAUCCGUUUCUUUAUACCUUGAUUUAUGCUUAACCGUAUUUCAAACUACUGAUCUGUGUAUUUCAUAUUAUCCAAUCAAUGAAGUCGCAUCGCGUUAGGAAACACCUUGUUUCCAUAGUGCCAUUUCAUAAAUUGAUUGAAUUUCCAUUUCGUUCAACGAUUACGAGCACUAACAAACUGCUUUACUUUGAGACCUUCCUAUGUAGAAAUUAUCAACACCACAGAAGAAUGGGUUAUACGAUGGAUUUACUUACUGAACAAUAUCUCUUAUUACAUGUCAGCAUGUCAGUAAAACUUAUAAAUGUGUAUAUUGUGUUUCCACUAAAUCCAAUCAGCAUCACUGUUAAUCAAAAGUAUUUAGUUAUAGUUAAAAGGGAGUCACAAGAGAACAAUUCCCUCUUAAAUAAUUAGAUCAAGAUGCAACUGAAAACAAACUACAAUUUUGUAACCUACAGACGUUUCCUAUGAAACAAAUCAUUUUGAUGUUUGAAAAAGUACUUUCUUAUUUGAAGUAUUCACUCGUAAUCCAAGUUCCGCUGGGAACUUGUUAAGCAAAGGUCAAACAAUUGGAAUCGUCAGAAGUGCCUGGUUCAUGGACAUUUUUCUUCACUAUUUAAACCUCUUUUAUCCUUUUUGAUUUAUUGCAGCGAACUCAGAGCUCAGUGUCUGUGUUUAAAAUAUAAAGUCUUAAAAAGUUGGAGUAGGUUGCAUUUCAGAAUUUAGAAUAGAUCCAUCCCUAGUUUACUCAUUGUCCGCAGUCAUUUGGAGUUGUUUAGAAAAAUAAUGUUGAGUGAUAUUUUUUAGAUUAGCAUUCUGUAGUAGCUUUGUACUGUUAGGAACAGUCAGAGAAACUUGGGAAAUUGUUUUCGAGGGGAUUAGUUUGUAUAUUUUUGUUGCUUAUUUAUCGGACAGCUGAUCCAUGGUGUUUUUAUUUAGCUCUGGUUGUAAGUUAUUCUUUGACUCCUCGGUUUUUUCCGUAUCUUUUAUUAUUCAGAAAUUAUGCCUAAUUAAGUAAUGGCUGUGUUAUUCAACUUUUUUCAAAGAAUAGCUUAGUUACGUACACACUACCAUUUGCUACACAUGUCUUAUGGUUUUACAUUUUAUACAUAUAAUCAUGUAAGUUUUUGAAUUUGGAUAUUAAAAUGUGUUCCAGGCAUUUAGAUGGUCUUCUCGAUAAUCUGAUUGGUGGAUUGGGAACGAGUUAGCUUUGUACGGGACUGUCGACCGUUAACAUAUGCAACAACUAUGUUAGUGGACUUAUUCGCGUGGGUGAAAUCCCAUUAUUUAAUAGUGUAUAUUACCUUAUAAACUAGAGUUCUUGGCUGUGGCUGCCAGUGGUAUAGUUACUCAGCGGAUACAAAAACUUCAAGGAAAGCGUUAUUGCAGCCAAACUGUACAAUAUAUUUUACAACCGAUGAUCCUAAAGGAAGAUAAUGAAAGCAGUCUUCCUAAAUCCGUCUCUAUGUACACCAAACACCUCAACUGCUUCCUCAAAACUAGUUAUUAUCGUGACACAUCUGAUCAAACUAGACCUUUCUAUUCAAAUAAAACUUAUGCAACCACACUGAAUAGUUUGGUCAUUGUGGCUUAUGAUUUUGUUUAACCUUUUGUUCAAUGAUUUCUAGUAUUUUGGAAAUUAUCUGUUAUCCCUCUUGUUGAAUUACACUUGUUACCUCGUUUUUCUUUACAUAACUUUGAAUGAUAUUCGUCUAGUUUUUCGUACAGAACUAUGAUUAAUAUCCAACUUAAGAGUAAUUCAUAACUGUUUCACCGGUUUAUUUUUAUAACAACUCAUUUAUUAAGUAAUACAUUUGAAUAGUACAUCAAACCUAUUUAUCUUUCAUCUCGAAUGAAUUCCUUAAUUCGUUCUUAAUUAUUUUCAUAGAUACUUCUGAAUUUCUAAUGCUUUUAACCAACUCACCAUCACUUGAUUAGUACUAAUGGAUUAAUGUUGAGCUGUGAGGAAAAGCUAAUUGAGAAAGAUAUUUCUUUGUUCCGUCCAUUGUUUUUUAAUGUUUAGACGGUAGUUUUGAUUAUACUAAAAUCCUACUACUUAGUGCGUAGAUGAUGAGUCAUACAUACCUCUGGGUUACUAUUCUCUGUGUCAUAUAUUAAUGGCUGAACUUUCUCAAAUCUUUUUCUCUACAGAAUACUAGAAGUCCGCAAUCGUCUUUAUGAAUUAUUAUGUCAUUGUAUUCCGCCCAACAUUAUCAUGAGAGUAAGUUUUUGUUAAGAUUAAAUGAUUUAUUCCUGAAUUCGCUUAUGGAAUUAAACUUUCUUAUGACCCAAGUAUUUGAAAGUUAACCAAAACCAAAGAUGACUCGUAUUUUUGAAAGGGUUCUGGGACAAAUCUUAAAAUGCAAACAUAACAACUUGAUCCUACUAUACCCACUAUUGAAAAAAACAUUGAAGCAAACGUAAAAGUGGACAUAACAUCAGUUUUUUGAAGAAUAUCUGUAUGGAAAAUUUUAACUACUAAUGUGUUUAUGAGGAUAUAUAUUUUUGUGGAUCUGUUUGAGUCGGGAAAUACUACAACGCUAAAAUUACAAGUAGCAUUAAUGGCUACUGAAAUUUAUUUAAGUAGUAAAGUUUCAAAAGUAAACUUUAUGUGUUGUGUUUGUCAAAAUGAACUCGUAUUGUUUAGGAUUUUAAUAUGUCCUGUGGAAAGUGUAGUUUGAAGGGUGUUGUUUUAAAACGCCGUUAUGAUCAGAUAUGAUGGAAUUGACCAACGGUUAUAUGUAUCAGGAAAUAUAAAUACGAAGUUUAUGAACUUGGGUAGUGGUGUUAUAAAUUAGUAAAUCUGGUAACUGGGUAUCAUUAACAGUAAAAUAAUAAUAUGUUCACUAUCUAUGUAAAGAGUAAACUGAACCAGAACUUUUACAUCACCCGAAUUAUCGAUCUUCAAUUAAUGGUUUUCACUUUUGCACAAGCUUCUACAAAAAUAGUUACUGUUCUGUCCACAAAUAACUUCAAUAGUUAAAACCUCUAUGAAUUUGUUUUAUAUGAAGGUCUGAUUUUUUUUCUAAGAAUGUCUCUUAUUUAUGAAUUACUAGUUUACAGUGUACUUUUCCGAAGCACAUUGUUCAUGUGAGCUGCAUUAAUACUAUUUAGUUGCAUAAACCGGAGUGAGUGAAGUGGGUCUCGAACCUGCGAUCACUUAUUUGUUGAAAUCCGAGUGUUCUAACCACAAAACCACAUCUCACAAUUAAUUUUUGUAUUUUGAUACAGCAUUUCCUUAUGAUCACAUACACCUUGUUCAGUCAUUUGACAUGACAAAGAUGAGCGAUUUUUCUGGUAUAACUGUUCUCUUUAUCUCAGUUUUGAUUACUGAAAUAUUCCGUCAAACUCAAGUCAGUAUUUCUAGACACUUUCUAUCAAACAGUUGAAGUUUUCUGAUAUUUUAUCUGGGACUCAGACUUAACUUCCCUUAUCUAUUUAGUUAAACUUCGAUAAAUUUCAUUUGAGAUUAAUAUUCAUGUUACUCAUGUACAUACUCAAUAUACCAAAGGUUAUACGUAAAUGAGGCUACUGGUAUCAGCUUAUUAUUUUGACAAACUCGUAUUUUACUUCGUUUCUGUAGUCAUAUGUUUAACCGUGUAAUGAGCUGUUGAUAACACAUUUUAUAUGAAACUAACUAUCCCAAAAGAUUACGUUUGGAGACGGACACAGUGGUUGUGGACCUGGAGUUUAUCGAUUGAAUCGAAUGGUUAAAGUUGUUAUCCAUUAAUUGAUGUUCUUAGAAAUAUUUUCCUAGAAAUCGCUCAUUUAAGCUAUUUUGUCAAAUAAGUGGGUUAUUUCGUUUUAUUAUAUUCAUAUCUCGAUUCAUGUGUGCAUCAGUGAAUAAUGUGGUAGGCAUAUCAGUUAGUGAGCUGAUAAUUUUAUUUUUCUGUGUCUCGUUAAGUCAGUAUAAUUAAAAUCCUUAAGGUAAAUUAAUCUUUAGGCAAUAUUGUUUUUUUUUCAAGAACAUAGGUUUUUGGUUAAGUAUUAUGAUCAUUUCAUUUAUACAUGUUUAUAUGUUAAUGACUUUCUAAUCUGAUUAGAUCAAAAGUAUUUUGGAGUAAUCAUAAAAAUGAAUGUGAGAAGUAUGCUAAAUAAAAUAAUGGAGAUCUUGGUAAUACUACUGAUAAUGAUAUCUAGUUUAUUUCUUACGAAUAUUUUUAAGGUUUACAUUCCUUUUCUUUAAUUACUAUUAUUAUUCAUUGAUAUCAAGGAAGAUGAAAAUGAGAUUGUUCUGUACUACGUGUAUGGGUAAGAAGUAAUUUGGGAAAGAAACAUAUUAGGAAUAAAAAUGUUAUAUUAGAGCGGUUUGAGCAUUUAACUUCCAACUAUCCGGUCAUUAGUUCGAAACGCGUUUUGCCCAUGUUGGUUUCAGCAACUGAAUAAUACUCUCACUCAAAACAGCUUAGAACAAUACACAAUGGUAGUCUUAUUUUUUAAAGUUAACUUCAUACGUUCGCUUCUAUGAGAAAAAGGUACUUCAUACAUUUUUAUUCUUUUAUUUAUUAGGGUCUGGUUGACAAUCUAUUAAAUUCAUGUGAUCGUAAUUUAAAACUGGAAUUGGUUCAAUUGGGUGCGGAAUAUGAACAUCGAUUGAAUUUAGGCCAGAAGCCGAUUUUUCAUUUGGAAGCCUUUGUAAUUGCAUUUAUGGCGAUCUACAAACGAUAUAUAGAAGAUGCUCUAGGCUCUGGGAUGGAAUGGUAGCAUUAACAUAAAACAAAUAUUAAAUCCUCAAGAUGUAUUAUGUAUAUUUAUUACGAGUUAUGUUGAUAAAUAAAAGUUUCUUUUGU
Schistosoma intercalatum is the source of this 5823-nucleotide messenger RNA. Lineage: Eukaryota; Metazoa; Platyhelminthes; Trematoda; Strigeidida; Schistosomatidae. The record is from the annotation of a GenBank genome assembly.